UUUUUUGGGCCAAAUCCCAUGACCUAACUGGAGCAUUUUGUCGGAGCAAACCCGGACGGGUGAGAAUCCGAAAUCAUAAACAUUACCCCGUGACUGCAAGUCCAUGGAUAGCUCCACCUCCACGUACUGAUUCCGGCACUUUGGCUGAUCAGCAGCUCCGAGCGUGUAAUCUCCUCAAUCGGCUCCUAGUUGAAAAACUCAACAUCAGUUCCACACCCAUCGACACUGUUUGGCUUAGGCGCAGCUCGAUAGCUAGACCGAGCGAGAAAUGGCGUCAGGUUGGGGGAUCACAGGAAACAAGGGCAGAUGCUACGAUUUCUGGAUUGACUUCAGCGAAUGCAUGUCUCGUUGCAGAGAGCCUAAGGACUGUGCACUCCUCCGCGAAGAUUACCUUGAGUGCCUCCAUCACUCUAAAGAGUUUCAAAGAAGAAAUCGGAUUUACAAGGAGGAGCAGCGUAAAAUACGAGCAGCUGCACGAAAGGGCAAGGAGAGUGGGGAUGGCGUUGAUAGCCAUCAUGCCUAACCAAUAAUUGUUGUCUUUUAAAUUCUAGUAAUAAAGAACAUGCGAAGGUGUACUUUUCCAUCCUUCUGAUAUUCAUUGUCGAGUGAUUUGUUUAAAGAAAGGAAUUUAAAUGUAUUUUUUUAUAAAAUAAAAUAAUUUAAUUUUAAUUUUUUAC
Manihot esculenta (cassava) is the source of this 677-nucleotide messenger RNA. Its product is annotated as NADH dehydrogenase [ubiquinone] iron-sulfur protein 5-B. The coding region runs from base 269 to 523 and encodes 84 amino acids. The transcript has 2 exons. NCBI's taxonomy places the organism in Eukaryota, Viridiplantae, Streptophyta, Magnoliopsida, Malpighiales, Euphorbiaceae. Gene Ontology annotation, biological process: mitochondrial respiratory chain complex I assembly. The record is from RefSeq and is a predicted model, not a curated record.